Molecule: messenger RNA, 742 nt
Organism: Soboliphyme baturini
Lineage: Eukaryota; Metazoa; Nematoda; Enoplea; Dioctophymatida; Soboliphymatidae
Source: the annotation of a GenBank genome assembly
UUAAGCAUAUGAAGGAGCUGAGCCUGAGAGGCAUCGCUGUCCACCACAGUGGCAUUUUACCGUUCAUGAGAGAAGCUGUUGAGCUGCUGUUUCACGAAGGUCUGAUCAAGGCGCUGUUCGCAACGGAAACUUUUGCAAUGGGCGUCAACAUGCCAGCGCGAACCGUCGUUUUCGACAGCCUCAGGAAACAUGACGGAAUGAAUUUCAGAUAUCUGCUUCCUGGCGAGUACACACAGAUGGCGGGAAGGGCUGGCAGACGCGGUCUGGACAGUACGGGGACCGUUAUCAUCGUUUGCAGACCAAUGAUGAAGCCUACCGAUGUGUUGGUUCUGGAAACCAUGAUUCUAUUAGUUUGCGCAGACCUAAAAUUUGACCUGAUCGAUUCGAGGUCUCUGUUUUUUGAUGUUUAUGGCUCGCCGGAUCCGCUUAUUUCUCGAUUUCGUGUCACCUAUAGCAUGGUUUUAAACCUGUUCCAUGCACAGCCGCUAGAGCCAGAACAGAUGUUGCAGAGAAGUUACGUCGAGAACGAUCCCUAUCGCUACCGUUUGCGAAAACUUGACGUUAUUCGGUCAUUGGUCAAGAAGCUGAACAACUUGAAGUUGAAGUUUUCGUGCGAAGCAUGUACAAACGAGCAGCUGCACGAGUUUUACGAAAUCGCUUCCUCCCUGGCCGAAAUGUCAAAAAUGGCCUGUAAAGAUGGCAUCGACGCCUUCUCUCGUAGUAGACGGUCAGGUACUUAAUA